UUGUUAUGAAACCCAAACCUAUGGACUCAUCACGUCCCAAGAUUUUCCAGUCACCAGCAGCGGCUGCAGCAGCAGCUUCUGUUACUGCUGCAUACGCCUUAACCAAAGCUGAGAAGCCAUAUUUCACGAAAGCAGAAGAUUCAAACUCUAAGGUAGCUGGAAACAUUCUUUCUGAACAAGAUGUCAGAAAUGACACUGAGGCCAUUAGAGAAGAGAAAAAUGUGUUGCAACUGUCACUUGCAGAAGUCAGAGCAGAAAAUACUAGGAUUAGGGGUCAGAUUGAUGAGAAAAAUGGCACUCAUUCUGAGUUGUCGAAGGAAUUCCUUUCUGUCCAAGGCCAGCUUGUAGCUGAGAGAUCAAGAUGCUUUAAGCUGGAGGCGCAAAUCACAGAAUUGCAAAAGAUGCUGGAGUCAGUCCAGUCAAUAGAGAAUGAGGUACAAGCGCUUCGGAGACAGAAGUCCGACUUUGAACGGGAUGUGGAGCUUGCUUCAGAUGUCCAGAGGCAAGGUUCUGGUGGUGUUUGGCGAUGGAUAGCUGGGGGCAAUGGCAACUCAUAAGAGCUGAAGGUUGGUGCCUAGAAAUUGAAACAGGGAACAAUUCAAUUUGUCAGUAGCCGUAGCUGUCUUUCAAGCCAAAUAAUUUGAUCUUAAGCUCAGGCGGAUUACAACAGUUGCUAUUUGAGGAACCUCUGGUGAUAUUCGAUCCUUGGUCAACAAGCAUAAUGGGGGAAAAUCUUGGAAGUGCUUUGCCCACAUUUAACCACUGUAAAAUCAUUUAUGGAGGUUCGUCUAUGCUGUCUUUUUUUUACUUCCCUUUUUCCUCUUUUGGACUCCCACAAUCAGUUAAUUGUUUUAUAUAUUUUUUUUCUUCAUAUUUAUUCUGUGUUAUUCCUGUACGCUGGUCUUCUUUACUCUUGAUUUCAUAACAUUACAAAAGAACUAAUGACAGUGUUUUGAACAUACCAUCACCAACAUGAAGGUGAUGAAGGUGCUCCAAUUAUAACUUGUUAUGUUGAUUAAAUAUGUGAAACAUCCAAAAUUAAAUUCUA
Molecule: messenger RNA, 1048 nt
Organism: Corylus avellana
Lineage: Eukaryota; Viridiplantae; Streptophyta; Magnoliopsida; Fagales; Betulaceae
Source: RefSeq, a predicted model, not a curated record